Molecule: messenger RNA, 2418 nt
Organism: Rhagoletis pomonella (apple maggot)
Lineage: Eukaryota; Metazoa; Arthropoda; Insecta; Diptera; Tephritidae
Product: putative fatty acyl-CoA reductase CG8303
Exons: 7
Coding region: 370-1974 (534 amino acids)
Biological process (GO): long-chain fatty-acyl-CoA metabolic process
Cellular component (GO): peroxisome
Molecular function (GO): alcohol-forming very long-chain fatty acyl-CoA reductase (NADP+) activity
Source: RefSeq, a predicted model, not a curated record
AAACAUUUCUUACAGCGAUCAGUCACAAUUUAGCGUGCGGUGGUUAAAGCCGUGUUUAAAGCUCAAUAAGGAAAGCGAAAAUUUUAAAGCGUGAAGAAAUAGAAAACAAGAAAAUUGUCGUAUUUGUCGUCAUUGCAACGUCAAACAUACCACAAAAACCAACAACAAACACAACAAAAGCCACAUUGCUGUUUCGCCUGGCCGCCGACUGUCAUCCAUACGUUGUUCGCGCCUACUUUUUGUACGUCCAUCUCUUCACUCAUAUUUUCUAACAUUCGUCACAGUGACGUUCAACAAUCGUCGCAGUUUUUUCGUUCCGCCUCUUGGUAAACAUUCACAUUGGCGCCGCCAACAAAUCUUAAUUACGCGAUGGCUGUCAUCAGCGAGCAUGGCAGCAGCACUGAGGAGUUAUCGCUGAAGGAGCAGAAUGAGAAGAAUCUGAAGAAUAUCGGCACUGUGCCGGAAUUUUUCGCACAUAAAAAUAUUUUCAUAACCGGUGGCACUGGCUUUCUCGGCACGGUGCUAAUUGAGGAGCUCUUGGAUACACAUCCCGAUAUUGGCACCAUCUAUGUACUAGUCAGAGGAAAGCGCAAGUUUGAUCCCAAUGAGCGUAUCAGUCGUUUGCUGCAGAAGCCGAUCUUCCAAAAGUUCAAUGAGAAAACGCUAGCCAAAGUGGUGCCCGUCGUCGGCGAGUUGAGUGAAGUGAAUUUCGGCUUCAGCGAGGUGGUGCUCAACGAACUCAUCGACAAGGUGAAUGUGAUCUAUCACAGCGCAGCUACAAUUAAAUUCAGCUCUCCACUACGUACAGCUAUCAAAACAAAUUUGACUGGCACAAUGCGCACCAUUGAAUUGGCAAAAAAAUUGAAAAAUCUCUCUGCCUAUGUUUAUUUUUCAACUGCAUUUUGUAAUAGCAACAAUCGUGGACUGAUUGUUGAAGAGGUCUACAAGUCACAAUUUGAUCCAUAUGAAAUGAUGAAAAUCGCUGAAGAUGAUGCUUAUUGGGAAGAUUUCACAGAUGAGAAAUGUAAAGAGAUUAUACGCGAUCAUCCCAAUACAUAUACAUUCACAAAGAAUCUAUCGGAGAACUUACUAAUAGCGGAAAUGCCUGGCUUGCCGGCGGCCAUUGUGAGGCCAUCGAUUGUUUACGGCACCUGGGAGCACCCGAUGAAGGGUUGGGUUGGCAAUGCCAAUUCCGGUCACCUUGGCUACUUGGCCGGUUUCGUUAAGGGCCUCUUUCGCACGAUGUGCGGUCGCGCAGCAUCUGUCAUCGAUAUCAUUCCUUGCGAUUUUGUGAUCAGUUCUUCCCUAGUUAUGGGCUGGUAUGUGGGCACACAUCCCAUCGAACAACCCGAAGUGAUACACUGCACAUCGGGCGAGUUAAAUCCGCUGACACUCAGUGAAUUCUGCGUCAUUAUGAACGAAAGCGUGAAACGGCAUCCACCGAAUAAUUUCGUCUGGAAACCGCAUACAAAAUUGCGUAAUGGCUGGCGCUAUAAUCUCUUCUUCUAUCUGUUUCACAUACUACCUGCGAUUGCUUACGGUGUACCGGAAAAACUAUUCGGCGUUGGCAUGCCACAGCAUACCGCUCUCGAGUACAUGCGCGUCUUCCACAAGGGUACCAAAGCGUUCGACUACUUCCUAGACAAAGAUUUUCGCUAUUCACUCAAAAAUGCUUUACGCAUAAUGUCACUAAUGCAUGAGAGCGAUAAAAAACGUUACAACUUCGAUUCUAGUCAGUGCGAUUGGUCUGAGUUCAUAGAUCGUUGCUUGAUCGGUGUGCGCCGUUUCUACUUCAAGGAGGCGGCAGAGACCACAGAAUGGCAUCACAUGUAUUGGACAGUUUUCAAUAUCAUACACUAUGCUGGCUUCGCGGUACUCUUUCUCUUUAUCUUUGUCAUAUGCGGUUUGCUUUUCGGCCUGACCAUCGGACUUGCGCUGGCGCUAGCCAUUUGGGGCUUUCUGGUGUGGCUAUAAGCGUAGGCAGUGCGAUGAUUUAGGGCGAACGUAUUGUUCCAACAACACUCGCUUUAGCCGCAAAUUCACCUCACCACAGCAAAACAAAUUAGCAUUUUAGUUUAAAAUUUUAUUUUUUAAUCAAUUUUUUUCGAUCAAACGCGACGCUGUCUGCGUCAUUUUCUAUAUAAAUAAUUAUUAAAAACAACAACUAGUACAAGUCAUUGUUAGACGAGAAAGGGAAAUAAGAUACUUGCAAGCCUAUACACAAAAUAAAAAUAUAUGUGCGUAUAUCUAUGUAUAUUUUUAAGAAAGAAUAUAAAAAAAAAUUAUACAAAUAUUCUACUUUAGUUAAGUAAGUACAGAAUUUUGUGAAAAAACACACAUUUUAUUAUAAGAUUUUUUUGUUGCACGUAGACCGGGUAAGCGAUGUUUUUCAGGAAAUAUUAUUUAAAAAAAAAAAAA